Molecule: messenger RNA, 4298 nt
Organism: Aquila chrysaetos chrysaetos
Lineage: Eukaryota; Metazoa; Chordata; Aves; Accipitriformes; Accipitridae
Gene: DDX28
Product: DEAD-box helicase 28
Exons: 1
Coding region: 1-1638 (545 amino acids)
Molecular function (GO): ATP binding; RNA helicase activity; nucleic acid binding
Source: RefSeq, a predicted model, not a curated record
AUGGCGCUGAGCCGCGGCGGGAUGGCGGCCCCCCUCCCGCUGCUGCUGCCGCGGCGGCUAGCGGCGGGUGCGGAACCCCCCGAGAACGUAGUGCGCGUCCCCUGGGCCCUGCGGCUGCGCCUGAAGCGGGGCGCGCAGCGCCGUCGCCGCGGGCAAAAGGAGGAGGCGGCGGCGGCUGCACGGCCCGGGAAGCUGCUGCUACGGAGCCGGCGGCCAGAGCUGAGCCAGCCCCGCUGGCAGACGGUGGGGCGCUGGGAGCGGCCGCAGCUGGUGUCGGCGGGCUGGAAGCACAGGAAGGCCUGCGGGGACUACUUCCAGCUGGAGCCCUCGCAGGAGGCGGCUCCCGCCCUGCAGGCGCCGCCGCCUGACGCGGAGCCGGGCCCGUCCUUCGCCGCGAUGGGGCUGCAGCCGGCGCUGCUGGCCGGCCUGGAGGGCCUCUCCAUCGGCCGCCCCACGGCGGUGCAGCGCCUCGCCAUCCCCGCGCUGCGCCGCGGCCGCAGCGCCCUCUGCGCCGCCGAGACCGGCAGCGGCAAGACGCUGGCCUACCUGCUGCCGCUGCUGGACGGGCUGCUCUCCCGCCCCGAGGGGCCGGCGGAGGCGGAGGCGGCGGCGGAGGCGGCGGCGGGGCCGGCGUCGCCCCGCGGGCUGGUGGUGCUGCCUUCGCGGGAGCUGGCGGCGCAGGUGGGCGCGGUGGCGGCGGCGCUGUGCCGGCCGGCGGGGCUGGGGGUGCGCGGGCUGACGGGCGGCGGCGCCGCGGGCGGGCUGCGGAGGCAGCUGCGGGCGCCGGGGACGGGUGCCGCCGUGCUGCUGGGCACCCCCGGGGCGCUGCGGGAGGCGCUGCGGCGGCGCUUCCUGGCCCUGGGGCGGCUGCGCUGGAUGGUGCUGGACGAGGCGGACUCCCUGAUGGACGACUCCUUCAUAGAGGCGCUGGAGGAGAUCCUGGCGCACACACCCCUGGCCGCUGGAGCCCCCGGGCCGGCCGGCCCUGGGGAGGCGAGGACCCAGGUGGUGGUGGUCGGGGCCACCUUCCCGACGGGGCUGAGCCAGACGCUGGGGAAGUUCACCGACGUGGGCCGGUUUGUCACCCUCGCCACCCAGAGCCUGCACCGCCUGCCGCCCCACGUCCAGCAGAAGUUUGUCCGCCUCAAAGGCCGGGACAAGCUGCCCGAACUGCUGCAGCUACUCAAGGAGCGCCCAGCGUCCGGCGGGGCUGUUCUCAUCUUCUGCAACAGUGCCAGCACCGUCAACUGGCUGGGCUAUAUCCUGGAUGACCACAAAAUCAAGCACCUGAGGUUGCAGGGACAGAUGUCGGCAGCUGCCAGAGCUGGCAUCUUUGCCUCCUUCCAGAAGGGUGACGUGUCUGUCCUUGUCUGCACUGACCUUGCCUCGCGGGGGCUGGACACCAGCAGCGUGCAGCUAGUGGUCAACUAUGACUUCCCAGACACGCUGCAGGACUACCUGCACCGCGUGGGGCGAGUUGGACGGGUUGGAAGCAAGGUGCCUGGAGCUGUGGUUAGUUUUGUCACCCAUCGGUGGGAUGUGGACCUGGUACGGAAAAUAGAGACUGCAGCCCGGAAGAGGACAGGUCUCCCAGGCAUGGACUCCUCUAUUAAUAAGCCUCCACCUAAAGGAGGUUGAUUCAGGUUGCCAAGCAGUAAUAAGUGGCCUGGUAGGGACUAAGCUUGAAGUCAUUAAGGCAGAGGGAAUGAGCUUCUAUGUGUAAACUAGACUGAAAGAACAGGGAAUUGAGUUUCAGAACCAGGUGAUCAGGUUAACUUUGUGCACUGUUCUGGAAGCUGCAAUAGUCAUUUCCAUAGGCAUCAGAACUCAGGGCUUUCCAAAAGGAAGCUAGUAAGUAAGUAAGAAAAUGCCUUUGGAGAAGACUGAAGAAUGAUCUCCUCAGUUGAUUUUGUUUAAUUUUGUUGAGACCUUUAACUUGAAUUCAAAUCAGAAUGAGAGUGUGCCUGUAUGCUGUGCAGCUCUGUUGCAUUUCAUUGCUUCCCACCAGCAGCAGCUAAAUAUUCAUUACUAAAACUUAAAAAUUACUACUGUGGCAGGAAAGAAAAGGAAAAUGUUUUCCUAACUUUGAUAAAACUUUGACCAAUUACACAUACAUGUAGAAAGACUAAAGGACAAAUUAUAUUUGAUUUUCUUGUGAUGCAGUAGUUCAUUCAGAGAAUUCUAGACCAGAUACCGCUAAAGUUUGGGUGGAACGAGAAGGCACAAUAAAGCUUGAGGCUUUUUCACUGUCUUAAUUUGUCAUUUUAUGGUUACCUUUCACUGAGAAAGGACAUCUUGCUGCUUCAUGUUCUGUUAAAUAAUAAUAAAAAAAGCCUUUAAGUGUUUUCUGCUCAUUUUUUCUAGAUGCUAUGGUGACAUGUCCAGUCUCUGAAGUGAUUGUAAAAACAACAAAAAAAACAGCCCAUCCAAAAAAUGUCACCUGUUGAAGGAAAGAAGUGUGUUGACUCCUAGGUUCUAAUGGCUCACAGGUAACAGAGUACAAGAUUUCUUUUGAAUAUUUAUUAUUCUGCUUUAAACCAAAAGAACUAAAGUGAGCCUGAAGUUAUUUCAUAUCUAGCUGCUAGUUUGUAUCUGUGGUAAAUAAUCACACAAAAAUAGCAUUUUAGUUCUGAUUUCUGUUGCAGUGAUUUAUCACAGCCUUUUCUUUUAGUGGUUGUUUUUCCCAUGCUAUCCACUUUAGCCUGUACUAAAACUCAGUAUGCAGAAAUAGUAAACUGUUAAAUGAGAAGAUCACAGCAUAGUAUCUAAAUCACUGGUUUCAAAGGAAAUAAGGCACUGGAGCUACUCUUAGUAUACUGAGAGUAAAAACUAAACAAACAAACAGAAAACUUUCACAGAUAAUCACUUAAGGAUAAGGCUAUAUAACUUUAUCCUGGAAAUUGUACACACGUACUGUUCACAUUGCACAGUUUAGGGGCUUUUAGGGGAAGUUACAAGCUGCAGUAAAAUUAUUUAAUACAAUACAACGCUUUCAACUUUAUAGAAAUACAGUGGAGGACUGAUCCACUCAGAGACUGGAAACCUUUAUAUUUUGGACCCAUUCAUUGCACGGAUACUUGCCUCUCAUCUGCAGUUCGUUUAACUGCGAAUCAGGCAAUGUAUGUGUCCAUAUGUAUAGGAAUAGGGUAAAUCCUUAAACAGAAAGCUGGGAACAAUAUAGUAUUAUAAUUUACAGACGAUCCUAUUUCCAUUUGUUAAUAUGCAUCUUCUGUUGUAUCGGGUCCUCUCAACUGCUGAGAAAUAGCUUCCUUUAACUGUAGACGCACAGAUUAAACGAGGUAAAUUGUAUUCAAGAGACUCCAAGUAAGAAAUUUUUAAUAUUUGCUUUCCUGCUUUGCCUAAGCAAUUUCAGGCUGACUCUACUCUGUCUCAAGUGUCAUAUAAUUUGAAUCUGAUGUUUUUCAAAGCUGUAGUGCUUCACUGUAUUGGCAUAAAUAGCAAGUUACUACCUGCUUCAUAGAGUGUCUUUCUUUCCUGAGGCAGCUGGUGAUGGUGACCGUGCUUCUCAUUUCAACAUAGAGAGUCGCCCUUUUAAGUUUCUGAGGAAAAUUGUUGCUUGGGAUCUCGGAUGUCCAAUUUCAAGUAUUUGUCUUCUCAUAUAGCUGUUAUACAGGACUAAAUCAGUCAGUUGGUUCGGCUAAAAUUUUUUAACUGUUGCAGAUGUUGUGUAUUGUAGUACUUUGUUACCUACAGUUUCCAGCUAAAUAAUGCAACCGAAGUUAACCACAGUUAAAUGAUGUUACAUAAACAAUAACUUCUGACACAAGAUCCAUGGUCAAACUGUGUGGCAACGGUCAUUCAUAGUUAGUGCAUCUGUGUAAUUUGUAUCAGUAACUAAGUGGCAUUGGUGAUAAGAGAGUAUUUUUUUUCUUGAGUUAAAAUAUGUGGAAGGAAAAUGGGAGGAAGGUUCACUUCUGAUAAAUUACCCAGGUUAUAAAAGGCAGUGUGGGCAUACUUGACACUGAAAUACAAAAUAUACAUGUUAAAAAUGAAUGAUUGGUGUAUUACACGUUACAGAAAUCAAUUGUAUGUGUUCUGAUGGCCAUAACAAAAGAUGCUGAAGAUGUUCUACAAGGUUAUAUUUGGAUAUUUUUGUUACAUUUUUUAGAUGUAUAAUUUGUAGUUUAACUUCUGUAACUCACUUUUAAAACCUCAGCAACGUAGUCUAUGAAUCUGGAAUCGUGUUACAGUGAAUCCCAUGACAGGUCAGUCUGGAGGGCAGCACAUGAUAUUAUCAAAUUAGACAACACAGUGAAAUAAUAAAGUUCUUUCAGCCA